Molecule: messenger RNA, 1938 nt
Organism: Hypomesus transpacificus
Lineage: Eukaryota; Metazoa; Chordata; Actinopteri; Osmeriformes; Osmeridae
Product: embryonic polyadenylate-binding protein-like
Exons: 15
Coding region: 1-1890 (629 amino acids)
Cellular component (GO): ribonucleoprotein complex
Molecular function (GO): RNA binding
Source: RefSeq, a predicted model, not a curated record
AUGAACAGCAGUGGGCAACAAGCAUACCCCCUGGCCUCCCUGUACGUAGGGGACCUGCACCCUGACGUGACAGAGGCCAUGCUCUAUCAGAAGUUCUCUCCUGCUGGACCAAUUAUGUCCAUUCGUGUGUGUCGUGACAUCAUCACACGAAGAUCUCUUGGAUAUGCAUAUAUCAACUUCCAGCAGCCAGCUGAUGCGGAGUGUGCUUUGGAUACAAUGAACUAUGAGGUCCUCAAGGGUCGACCUAUCAGGAUAAUGUGGUCUCAGCGUGACCCAGGACUAAGGAAGUCUGGCGUGGGAAACAUUUUCAUCAAAAACAUGGACGAGUCCAUUGACAACAAAGCCCUUUAUGAUACUUUUUCAGCCUUUGGGAAUAUACUGUCUUGUAAGGUUGUGUGUGACGAGAAUGGCUCCAAGGGCUACGGCUUUGUUCACUUUGAGACACAAGAGGCAGCAAAUCGUGCCAUCGAUACUAUGAAUGGAAUGCUGCUCAAUGACAGAAAAGUUUUUGUUGGCCACUUUAAGUCCAGGAAAGAGCGUGAGGUAGAGUUUGGGGCCAAAGCCAUGAGGUUCACCAACGUUUACAUCAAGAACUUCAGCGAGGACUACACAGAUGACAGACUGAAGGGGGUCUUCUCACAAUUUGGCAGGACCAUGAGUGUACGCGUGAUGGUGGAUGAAAGGGGACGCUCUCGGGGAUUUGGCUUUGUAAAUUACGAAAACCAUGAAGAUGCUCAAAUGGCAGUUGAGGAAAUGAAUGGGAAAGAGCUGAAUGGUAAAGUGCUGUAUGUUGGGCGUGCUCAGAAAAGGCUUGAACGCCAGGGGGAGCUCAAGCGCAAGUUUGAACAAAUUAAACAGGAGCGCAUCCAACGCUAUCAGGGGGUUAAUCUGUAUGUCAAAAACCUGGAUGAUGGAAUAAACGAUGAGAAACUCCGGAAGGAGUUUGCCCCUUAUGGUACCAUUACUAGUGCCAAGGUGAUGACGGAUGGGGGACACAGCAAGGGGUUUGGCUUUGUGUGCUUCUCGUCCCCUGAGGAGGCCACAAAAGCUGUGACUGAAAUGAAUGGGCGCAUCGUUGCCACCAAGCCACUCUAUGUUGCUCUGGCCCAACGCAAAGAGGAACGCAAAGCCAUCCUCACCAACAAGUACAUGCAGAGACUUGCUACAGUCAGGACCAUGCCUGGCCCUGUAAUCGACUCCUACCAGCAGCCAGGGUACUACAUGUCUGCUGUGCCUCAGCCUCCCAGUCGUUCUUUCUUCAAUCCCAAUCAGAUGGGCACCAUAAGAACGUCACCUCGCUGGACUACGCAGCCACCUAGACCACAGGGUCCCUACUCUGCCCAGUUUGUGAGGACUGCUGUUCCCCGGCGUGCCUCCACCCCCAUCAGUGGUGUCCGCCAGGCCUCCACCCAGGCACCACGCAUCAUGAACUACACACAAAGAAUGGCAAAUAUUGGCACCCAGACAGCGGGUGGUCGUGCAGGCCUGUCAGGAGGUAUGGUCAGAGGCACCCAGUACAAGUACUCCUCUGGGGUCAGGAACCUCCAGCAGGUCAUCACUGUGCCAACACCAAUAACAAUGCAACAGGUUAUGCCCUAUCCUGUGAUGGAGCAGGCAGUGCAUGUCCGGGGCCAGGAGCCUCUCACAGCCUCCAUGCUGGCUUCAGCCCCUCUCAUGGAGCAGAAACAGUUGCUGGGUGAGCGACUGUACCCUCUAAUUCAUGCCCUUCAUCCAAAAUUGGCUGGAAAAAUAACUGGCAUGUUACUGGAGAUUGACAACUCAGAGUUGUUGCACAUGCUGGAGUCCUCCGAGUCCCUGCAUUCUAAGGUGGAGGAAGCUGUGGCUGUGCUGCAGGCCCACCAGGCCAAGGAACACUCUCCUAAGAAGUAAAGGACCCCUUCAGGACUACAAAACGGAAAGGAUUUUCUGAAGGAGAAG